Procambarus clarkii (red swamp crayfish) is the source of this 684-nucleotide messenger RNA. NCBI's taxonomy places the organism in Eukaryota, Metazoa, Arthropoda, Malacostraca, Decapoda, Cambaridae. The record is from RefSeq and is a predicted model, not a curated record.
AUGGGUCGGUGGAUUGUGGUGACUUUGUGUGCUGCUGCCCUCUGUGUGCCGCUGCCCUCCGUGUGCUGCUGCCCUCUGUGUGCCGCUGCCCUCCGUGUGCUGCUGCCCUCCGCGUGCCGCUGCCCUCCGUGUGCUGCUGCCCUCCGCGUGCCGCUGCCCUCCGCGUGCCGCUGCCCUCCGCGUGCCGCUGCCCUCCGCGUGCCGCUGCCCUCCGCGUGCCGCUGCCCUCUGUGUGCCGCUGCCCUCCGUGUGCUGCUGCCCUCCGCGUGCCGCUGCCCUCCGUGUGCUGCUGCCCUCCGCGUGCCGCUGCCCUCCGUGUGCUGCUGCCCUCCGCGUGCCGCUGCCCUCCGCGUGCCGCUGCCCUCCGCGUGCCGCUGCCCUCCGCGUGCCGCUGCCCUCCGUGUGCCGCUGCCCUCCGCGUGCCGCUGCCCUCUGUGUGCCGCUGCCCUCCGCGUGCCGCUGCCCUCCGUGUGCCGCUGCCCUCCGUGUGCUGCUGCCCUCUGUGUGCCGCUGCCCUCCGUGUGCUGCUGCCCUCCGCGUGCCGCUGCCCUCCGUGUGCUGCUGCCCUCCGCGUGCCGCUGCCCUCCGUGUGCUGCUGCCCUCCGCGUGCCGCUGCCCUCCGCGUGCCGCUGCCCUCCGCGUGCCGCUGCCCUCCGCGUGCCAACACAGUGUGCUCUUCCAUAA